CAUAACCUGAGCCAAAGUCAGACCCUUGGCCAACUCAGCCACCCAGGCUCCCUGACAGUAGUUCCUUUUAAUGUUGCCAUGUUUUAGGUGAGGAGACUGCAGUUCAUUGAGAUGCACUGGCCCAAGACUGAUCCGCAGGCCCUUUAUGUCAUGGCCCCUCUCCAACACAGGCUGGAGAAUCACAUGGCGGGGGGGAGGGGAGGAGAGGACGGGGGAAGCUGAGGAAGGAAUUUUAGGAUCAGAAGGGAAACUGUACCAGAUGACUUUGAAGGACCCCUUCCUGAGAGUGACUGAUUUUUUUUCCUAAGGCAGAAUUCCUUUCACCUGUUCCAACAGGUCAGAGGCUGGGGUAACUAGGAGGAGGUAGACAGAACCAUAUUCCAACCCCAGGGUCCUGCCCCUGCCUUCUGUGGCUCCUUAGAGUCAGCCUUAGGAACCUCCGUCUUCCCCCACCCUUCAAAGAGCAGAAAAAGGAAAUGGCUGGACCUGACAGUGCAGAGCUGUGGCCACAGGGUGGCAGCAGUGCCUCACUGCAGAGGAGGGCUCCAGCAGCCCAGGUGAGGCAGGUCCUAAGCAGGGCUCUCGAGUGAAGACGGGGUCAGUCUACAAAGAUUUGAAGCAGUCACCCACUGUGUGGACUCUGAAACCUUUUAGCCCCCUGUAUCCCACUUUUCCGUCCCCAGGCAAAUCUCAGCAUAGCGAUUUCACUUUUAACCCUCGAAGAGGCAUGGAGGCGCAAGGCUGUGGAUAGGCUGGAUGACCCCGGCUGCAGCCAGUCUCUGGAGGGACCCGGCUUGGUCAUUCUGGCGAAUUCUCACCCUGGCUCUUAGCCCCUACCUCUGUCCCAGGACAUAAUGCCUAGCCCUUCUUGAGAAGACUUCCUCUAUGCUUUUAUUCUCUAAGUUAGGAACGAGAGGAGGUGAUCAGUUGAAGCUCUCCAACCUGUUGAGAAAUUAGGGGUUCGUGAAGGCCCCUCAGGGCCUGCCUCUGACAAAGCAUCUGCAAUUAAUGAUGCUUCUUGAACUCUGGAGACAGGAUUUAUGGAUCUAAUAAAGUCUCUAACUCCAGGCCUUGGGGCUGGGGGCCGGAGGCUGGGAGCAGGAAGUCCCGGGGGUGCCAUGGGAGGGGGUCCCAGGCGGCUCCUAAUGGAGCCAUGUGUUUGCAUUGCCUGUUCUAGAGCCCCUCGGGCUGCUGAGGGGAGGGGGCCGGGGCACAGCGGGUAUAAGAGGCGGAUAUAGCCGCAGGAAGGCACACGGCAGGAUGGAUUCCAGGCGGGCAGCAGUGCUGCUGCUGCUGCUGCUGCUACUGCCAGACUGGGGCUGUGCCCAAGGACCAGGUGGCCAAGACGAAGGACACCAAAUCUUUGUGGAGGAAGACAGCAGGCCCCGCCCGCUGCAGGAGGCCCAGACCCCUGGGUCAUUCCUGCGCUCCCUGCUCCAGGCCAUGCAGAGACCCGGCCGUAGCUCAGCCUUUCGGUUUCAGCCCCAGAGGUUUGGCAGAAACACCCGGGGCUCCUGGAGCAGCGAACAGUUGGGUCCCCGAGCUGGGGAGGGGCUCAGCUCCCCGUUCUGGAGCCUGGCUGCCCCUCAACGCUUUGGGAAGAAGUGACAUGUCAUCCCUUGAAAUAUUUGCAUGCAAGGCUCACAACUGAAAGUGCCAUGUCUCCCUUUCCCACCCACCCCCACCCCCAAAUAAAGCUGUCUGGCUUCUGAACCCA
Messenger RNA from Hyaena hyaena (striped hyena), 1717 nucleotides. RefSeq names its product neuropeptide FF-amide peptide precursor (gene NPFF). Gene Ontology annotation, biological process: excitatory postsynaptic potential. Gene Ontology annotation, molecular function: G protein-coupled receptor binding; neuropeptide hormone activity. The coding region runs from base 1261 to 1608 and encodes 115 amino acids. The transcript is spliced from 3 exons. Gene Ontology annotation, cellular component: perikaryon; dendrite; axon terminus. Lineage: Eukaryota; Metazoa; Chordata; Mammalia; Carnivora; Hyaenidae. The record is from RefSeq and is a predicted model, not a curated record.